Lucilia cuprina (Australian sheep blowfly) is the source of this 1632-nucleotide messenger RNA. Its product is annotated as protein FAM98B. The record is from RefSeq and is a predicted model, not a curated record. The transcript has a single exon. Lineage: Eukaryota; Metazoa; Arthropoda; Insecta; Diptera; Calliphoridae. Gene Ontology annotation, cellular component: tRNA-splicing ligase complex. The coding region runs from base 125 to 1543 and encodes 472 amino acids.
AAAACAGCUGGCUGUUAAACAUUUUUUUUGUGUACAUAGUUCGAGAAUUUUUUUGGCAGCCGGCUUUUAAAUUUGCCAUAAAUAUAUAAAACUCUAUUAAAUUAUUAAAAUAUAAAUUGUUUCUAUGGAAACUGAACUGGAAAUUAUAGAUUCCCUAAAUGCUCUCGACUAUAAGGGCAAGUGUUUGCUAAAUGAUGAGCUCACUCGUGCUGUUGAGGGUGGUACACGCAGCGUAGAAUUUCGUGAAGUUGUGACAUGGCUGGCACAAGAAUUGCACAUUUUGCGAAAAACCGAUGAAUCUGUGAGUAAAGAAUGUGAUGAUCCCAGUGAAUUCGCCAUGGAGUUGUCGGCCAUGUUGAAGGAGUUGGGCUGUCCGUUCAGUCGUUUUGUGACCGGUCCACUGUCGGAGAGAUUUGAGACUAAAGAGGAUAGAUUGCAGUUGAUAGAUUAUUUGAUUACUGAAUUAAUGGCAACUAAAAUGGCAUUGCGUUUGAAGCCUGCUGAGCAGUCAUAUGUAAUACCGAAAAGUGAGACCAAUACUGCCAGGGCAUUGGAAUCGUUGACCAAAGAUUUGUGCUUGGGUAAGCCACCAGAUAAUAUUUCACCUAAGGCCCUUUUCGACAAGUUAAACUUUAAAGUGGAGGAGCGUUUGAGAUCGGUAAAGCCGGGAGUGGUAAGUGAACCUUUACUUAAGACUAAUAAACCAUUGACAGAUGCUCAGUGGAAAAAGUUACAGGAGAUCUAUGAAGAUCUCGAUAAGGAGUAUAAUUUAAGAAGGCAGGUCCUCCUGACACGUCUAGAGGUAACCGUGCAAAGUUUUCAGUGGUCCGAUAAAAUGAGAUCGCGUGAAAAUGAAAUUGUCGAAAGGUUCCAAAAGAAAUUAAAAGAUAUGGAACAUUUAAAAUAUGGUGGUGAAGAUACGAAUAUAGUGGCUCUGUUAGCGGCUCGUUCUGAUUUGGCUAUUAUAGAGAAAACCAGUUCGGCCAAUGUGCGUAAGAAUACAGCUACGAAAAUACAAAAACAUGUCAUUGGUAGUGUACCCGAUCGUGGUGGUAGAGCUCAUGAGCAUGCACCACCACCACCCGAGAUGCCUUCAUGGCAACAGCAAAGAGCUUCCGGUCCUGGGGGACGUGGUGGUGGUGGUGGCAAUUUUCGAGGCGGUAGAGGAGGUGGUGGCGGCGGCGGAGGCGGUGGUAACUGGCAACAGAAUGCCCAACCUCAGCGGCAACCCCAACAACAUCAUUAUCAAGCUCAACAGCAACAUCAACAAAAUUAUGAACAACGUGAUCAAAAUUGGAUACAGGGUAGUGGCCGUGUUCAAGGUUCCGGCUGGACACAACGAGGUCAAGAUCAUCAUCAAGGAGGUGGUGGUGGUGGAAAUUAUCAAGGCGGUGGCAAUCAUUAUCAAAGUAAUGAUCGUGGCGGCGGUCAUUAUCAACAGAAUGAUCGUGAUAAUAAUCGUGGUGGCGGUGGUGGAGGUGGCUACCGAGGACGCUCAAAUUAUAAUCGUGGUGGUGGCGGAGGUGGUGGCCACAGACGUUAAAAAGGAUGAAUAUUAAAAAACCUAGUUUUCGAAUACAUAUUGCGGAUGCCGAUGAGAACAACACAAAUAAAUUAAAAAUCAGCAUUUAA